Messenger RNA from Linum tenue, 4797 nucleotides. Lineage: Eukaryota; Viridiplantae; Streptophyta; Magnoliopsida; Malpighiales; Linaceae. The record is from the annotation of a GenBank genome assembly.
CAAACAAAGUUCAAUCACAGUGAAAAAACAAAUAAAUAUCUGUAAUUUAUCUCGCCACUAUAAAAUCUGUCUGCUUUCGUCAGUUCUUCCCCAAACUCGAUUCAGAGAGAGAGAGUGAGAGAGGAAGGAAGGAGAGAGAAAGCUCUGUUUGUGUUCUUGGCAUUUUGCUAGCCUGCUGGUGGUUGCUUAUGGCGGAAGGUUCUCUGUGAAUAUUUUUCUGUUCUGGGGUUGGGGAAGGAGGAUUUCUUUUCUUUAUCAACUUAAAUCAGCUGCCCGACGCUUCAGAGAUUUCGAUUGCAGCAUUUAGGCUUAACCCCAAAACAUUUUUUUUUUCAAAUUCGUUUUUUAUUUCCUAAAAGAAGGAGAAUUUCUCAAUCAAUGAGGUUCCGUGAAGAGAACCCUUUAUAGAGAAGACGAGUCCUUCUAAUUCCUCGUCGGUCUCUCUCUUCACGUAAUCGCUUUUCGAUUGCUUUUGUAGUUCAUUAUUACUCCGCAAGCUUCUUGCUCAAUCAAACUAACGAGCUCCCUUCUUUUCUUUUCUUUUCUUUCCUUCCCCCCAAUUAUAACUAUUUGAUGUCUGACUGUUGACGUUCCGGAGUUCGAUUUCGAUAUUGGGUCGGGGCCUGAACUGGGAUUUUCUUUUGAUAAGCUAAUUUGAAAUGGGUCAGUUCGGAUUUGGCCAAAUUCGGCGGGUUUUGGAAGAGGGCAGGCAACUAGGGUUCUCCUUCUAGAUGUGGAUUUUGUUUGUUUUCGCCUCUGGUGGUUGGGUUCGGUUGUCUCUCCUUCGACCCUUUUCCACUUGGCUUCGCCGCUGAUUCUGUGUAAACUGUAAAGUCGUCAUUUUUCUCUUCCGGGUAAAUUCUCUGGUGGACGGUUGGGCUUCUAAUCGAGCUCGAGUCUUGCUGAAUCUCAUGGGUUGUCGAUGACAAUUGUGCCUUUGUCGAUUUGAGGUCUACUGGGUUUCUGUUCUAUUCGGUUGAUUUCAGAGGAUUGAAGCUUGAUUUGGGUGUGAGAAAUUCAGGAGGAGAAGAUGAGUUCAAGUAUCACAGAAGCUUUGGUUCAGCAGGGGAAGCUGCUAGUCCACAUAGCAGAGAACGGCCAUUCAUUUGAGCUGGAUUGCGAUGACACCACCCCAGUUGAAGCAGUUAUGCGGUAUGUUGAAUCUUAUUCGGGGAUCAACUUGAAUGAUCAGCUUGUUCUGUGUUUGGAUAUGAAACUAGAACCUCAACGCGCGCUCUCUAGUUACAAGCUUCCAGCUAUGGAUCGAGAAGUGUUUAUAUUUAACAAAGCUAGGCUUCAGAACAAUUCCCCACCACCACCUCCAGAGGAAGUGAAUGUUGUCGAAGUAGCUGAUCCUCCACCUCCAGCUUCUAGCCACGAGCCUCAUCCUUUGGAUGAUGCCACAGACCCUGCGUUGAAGGCGUUGCCUUCGUACGAGAGGCAGUUUCGGUAUCAUUUCCAUAGGGGUCAUGCGAUCUAUAGUAGAACUCAGGUGAAGUUUGAAACUUGCGAGAGGUUAUUGAGGGAGCAGAAGGUGCAGGAGAGGGCGGUGGAGGUUGGGAGGGGUAAUUUGGAUCAGUACUAUAAGGUGAUCAAUCAGAAUUAUACCGAGUUCAUGAAGCGGUAUAAUCAGCAGCAUAGGAUUCAUUCUGAGCUCCUAGUGAAUUUCGGUAGGGAUUUAGAGAAGCUGAGGUCUAUCAGGCUUCAUCCAGCUUUGCAGGGGGUUGGUAGGAAGUGUUUGAUAGAUUUUGUGAAAGAAGAGAACUUGAGAAAGGCUUUGGAGAGUUGCAGCAACUCUCAUAAGCAAUUCGAGAAGAAGGUUUUGGAGUUUAAGCAGAUGUUUGGUGAAGUGAAGCGCAAGGUAGAGGAAUUGUUUGCAUGGCGAGCUUCUGUACCGAUUAAGAACUUGGAGCUAACUAUUAAAGAGCACCAGCGAUUCAUCAGUGAACAGAAGAGUAUCAUGCAGUCUUUGAGCAAAGAUGUAAACACGGUAAAGAAACAUGUCGAUGACUGUUUAUCCAGCCAAUUGUCUUCCUCCCUCCGUCCUCAUGAUACAGUCUCUGCCUUGGGUCGUAUGUACGAUGUCCACGACAAGAACCACCUUCCCAAGAUGGAAACUUGCGGCCGUUCUAUCUGCAAACUCCUCGACUUCUGCAAGGAAAAGAAGAACGAGAUGAACAUCUUCGUUCAUGACUACAUGCAGAAGAUAACCUAUGUGUCCUACAUAAUCAAAGAUGCAAAGCUACAAUUCCCUGUAUUCAGAGAGGCAAUGCUACGCCAGGACGAUCUCUUCACUGACCUGAAGCUCGUUCGGGGGAUUGGCCCGGCUUACAGAGCGUGCUUCGCUGAGAUAGUGAGAAGAAAGGCCUCAAUGAAGCUCUACAUGGGCAUGGCUGGACAGCUGGCAGAGAGGCUUGCAACUAAGAGGGAAGCUGAGGUCAGGAGGCGAGAGGAGUUUUUGAAAUUGCAUGGUGUGUACAUACCAAGGGAUAUCUUAGCAUCCAUGGGGUUGUACGAUACUCCUAGUCAGUGUGAUGUCAACGUUGCUCCUUUUGACACUAAUUUGCUUGAUGUUGAUUUCCAUGACCUGGACCGCUAUGCCCCUGAGUAUUUGGCUGGACUGCCUUUUAAGGGCGAGAGACAGGGAAGUCUAAAAGGCUCAUUUUCCACUUCCAAUGAUAGCUCUCAUUCUGCUGAGACGGAGGAUAUUUAUGUGGAUAAUCUUGAGAAAGAUGAUUCUGAGGAGCUGCUUGAGAGUUGUGAUUUAGUGGAGAUUGCCGGGACAAGCAAAGUGGAAGUCGAAAACGCAAAGCUGAGAGCUGAACUUGCUUCGAAGAUAGCCCUCAUCUGUUCUUUCUUGCCCGAAUUGGAAUUCGAGUCUCUUGAUGAUAGCAAAAUGGGAAGCCUAUUGAAAAAUGCAGCAGAGAAGACAACCGAGGCUUUGCAACUGAAAGAUGAAUAUGGAAAGCAUCUCCAGUCUAUGCUCAAGGAGAAGCAAUUGCAGUGCAUGUCAUAUGAGAAGCGGAUUCAGGAACUUGAGCAGAGAUUGUCCGAUCAAUACAUGCAGGAACAGAAACAGGUCAAUAAUAAAGAUGUAUCAUCUGAUUCUGCACUUUCAGCUGCAACUGCUGCCCAUGACAGUAAACCUGAGAUCUCAAUCCAUGGAGAAACCCACUUGCCUUACUCAUCAUCUACUUCAGAAUCCAUGGAUGACGUCUCUUGUAUAUCUAGCUCUCUGGAUGCGAAGUUGGGGCGUUUCACUAGGCAGCAUAGUAGCAAAGGUAGGGAAGGGUUGGUCGAUGAUGAACAUAUGAUGGAUUCCUCAGGAAUCCUGAACACCCAGUUAGAUUCUUCAAUGCCUGAACCACAUAGAGAAGAGCUGCAGGCUAGCGACAAAGAUGGGAAAGACAAGAUGGUGGCAGGGCAACUAGGGAUGUCAAUAACAAAUAGUUGCACGGCUGAGAGCAUGCCCGAGCCUUCACCCAAUCUGCCUUCUGAUGCAGUCAUCGAGCCUAAGAUUACUGCCGGGGAUCUUCUGGAGUUGCAGAAUGAACUUGCAGAGAAAUCAAACCAGUUGAGUGAAACCGAGGCUAAACUCAGAGCUGUGAUGGGGGAGGUUGCCAUGCUCACCAAGGAGCUGGAAACAAGUCGAAAACUUCUGAACGAAUCUCAGAUGAAUUGUGCUCACCUGGAGAAUUGUCUGCACGAGGCAAGAGAAGAGGCUCAAACUCACCUCUGUGCCGCUGAUAGGAGGGCUUCAGAAUAUAGUGCUCUACGUGCAUCUGCUGUGAAAAUGCGCGGUCUCUUUGAAAGACUGAGGAGCUGCAUUUGCGCUCCUGGUGGAGUUACUACUUUUGCAGACUCUUUGCGUUCUUUAGCUCAAUCUCUGGCCAAUUCAAUUACUGAAAAUGAAGAUGAUGGAACUGGGGAGUUCAGGAAAUGCAUUAGGGUUCUUGCGGAAAAAGUUACUUUCUUGUCAAGGCACCGAGAUGAGCUGCUCGACAAGUGCCCGAAGCUAGAAGCUGCCAACGAACAGCUGUUGAAGGACCUGGAGGAGAAGAAAGAGCUCUGCACCACUCUAUACAAAAAGCACCAACUCGAGAAGCAGGCGAACAAAGAGAGGAUCUCGUUCUCCCGAUUGGUAGUCCAUGAGAUUGCUGCAUUCGUGCUCAACGCUGAUCGACACUACGUGGCGAUUAGCCGCAGCUGCUCUAACUACUACUUAUCUGCAGAAUCGGUGGCCCUGUUUACCGACCAUCUUCCAACCCCACCGAGCUUCAUAGUUGGAAAGAUCGUGCACAUCGAGUGUCAAACCGUGAAGCAACUGCCUGGGGCAGCAGCAGCAGCAGCAGAUCAGGGAAGCUCCUCCGACGUCUUGGAGGCUGCUGCUGACCGGAGAUUGACUUUGAACAACUUGGGAUCGAUGAUGAACCCGUAUAACCUCCCGAUUGGCUGUGAAUACUUCGUAGUGACGAUAGCCAUGUUACCUGAUACCACCAUUCAUUCUCCAUGAUCGAUCCGCCCUGAGUUUACUCUUCAGGAAGACAUGACAUGAUGGAAGAAAAAGUGUAUAUUAAUGAAAGUUAUGAGAAAAGGACGCCAAAAAAAAAAAAGAGAGGAAGAAAAUGAACUAGGGUCUGUGACCUUGUUCUUUGUACAGCUGACCAAUUCUAAGGUUCUUUUAUUAUGAUGUUUGGCUCUGUUCUUUUGUAUAUAAAGUCACCUUCUACAGACAAGCCCUUUUGUGUAUAAAAAAAACCAAUGAACUGUGAAUAUUAUGAAUCGUCUCCAUCCACU